Molecule: messenger RNA, 2046 nt
Organism: Penicillium alfredii
Lineage: Eukaryota; Fungi; Ascomycota; Eurotiomycetes; Eurotiales; Aspergillaceae
Product: putative C6 transcription factor (Leu3)
Exons: 6
Coding region: 1-2046 (681 amino acids)
Biological process (GO): regulation of DNA-templated transcription
Cellular component (GO): nucleus
Molecular function (GO): transcription cis-regulatory region binding; DNA-binding transcription factor activity, RNA polymerase II-specific; zinc ion binding
Source: RefSeq, a predicted model, not a curated record
AUGACCCCCCCAUCCCGGUACCGGCCUGGGAACCAUCGCGAACCUCACAUCCACCGGGAAGAAUAUACAGACGCCGCUUCCGCUUGUGCUUUCCGCAAGAUGAAUACGUACGUCUCUGUUGCCUAUUCCCAUCAACACGCUCACAUGAAGCUCCGCAGGCCUAUGAAGAAAGGGAAGAAGGCGUGUACCGAGUGCCGCCAGCAGAAAGCCAAAUGUGAUGUUUAUCUGAACCCCGAGGAGCCUUGUACCCGAUGCCGCAAGGUCGGCGCACGUUGUGUUAUAUCUGACCCCUUUAAGAGGGAGCACAAACGCAAACGUCUGUCUGAAUUAGAACAGGAAUCAGAGGAGCUUCGACAGAAGAUCCGGUCUUCGCAAGAUGUGGAACCGCACCCGUCGCCCAUCGCCCUGCUCACAGCAGCGGCGGAGAUGGAAGGACGGGCAGGACCAGCACCCGCGUCGCUUCCAACCUCUUCCGACGUGCCGCCUAUAUCACACUCACCAAACCUGCCGUUACCAGCACUUCAAAAUCCGGGACCGGAGCUCGAAGGAGCUGACCUGACCCAGUCGCGGAUGUUGGACGGCACCCGGGUCACCGGGGAGGAGAUUGAUGACAUGUUUACGCUAUUCUUUAAAUACUACGCGCAAUUUCUGCCGAUCCUUGAUCCGCGGAUUCGUCCCAACACAUACUACUCACAGUCUCCAUUUUUGUUCUGGUCGGUGAUCGGUGUCUCCUGCCGGGCGUAUCCUCGAAACCCGACAUUGCUGAUGGCGCUGGCACGGAGCAUCACCGAAAUGGCAUUCUUGUCGGUGCUGUCACCGUUCCCCUCGUGGCACACCAUUCAGGGCUUCUUGCUACUGCUGACCUGGCCGUUUCCCAAAGAGAAUCGGUCUGAUGUGAUAUUCCCAAUGAGUGGGAUGCUGCUGCACAUUGCCAUGCAGAACGGACUUCAUAUUCCCAUGUCGAGCCACGAAUUCUCGAGAGUGAAAAUGCCAGCGCCAUCCGAGGCGGACAUGACUCGUCGAUCGGAGUUGUGGGCUCAUGUGGUUGUUGUCUACCAACGCACAAGUGUCAUCAAGGGCCAGUCACCACGAGUGUUAAUGAAUAUGGCACAAGAUCCCGCGCAACGGCAUGUACUCCUUGGUAGGGUUGCCCCAUUCUUGGCCUUGAAGCUUCGAUGUCAAGAGUUGAUUGCACGCUGCAGCGAAGCGGUGUUGGAAAAUGGCGUUCGGUCUAUGUCACUAGACCAAGAGCGCGCUUUAGACAUUUUGCUGCGGACCUAUGAAAGCCAAGUGGAUGACCUGGAACUGCAAGCUGUGACAGAUGACGACAAGUUUCAUACAUCGCUCUGCCGUAUGGCGAUCCAAAGUUUUCAUUUUUACAAAAGUCAGACGAUGCUUUCCACGGCAUGCCUACCACGGCUCAUGAUUACCGCCUGCGAUUUGAUCGACUAUAUUCAAGCUCUGGGGAGCCGACUGGGCUUCUUGGUCAUGGCCCCCGUCCAGAUCGGGUUUGGGCUUCUCUUAGCAUCGACCUCUCUCCUCCGCAUCCUCAAGAGCCCCAUGGCCACCGAGGGCCUGGAGACAGUACGCGCGCGAUCUUCGUUUUUCCUCGCCAUCAACCUGGCGCAGCAGAUGUCGGUCGAAAGGACCGACCUAGCGGCCAAGACGGUGACGAUCCUCACGCAGCUCUGGAACAGCAGCAAAGUAUUUCGCAAAGCUGAUGGGUCCGAGUACACGGGACUGCGCAUCCGUAGCCGACUGGUGCUCAGCCAUAUCCUCGACACGGUCUGGUGGUGGCGGGAUGAAUUCGACCCUCAAUCCCGGGCUGUAGUGUUGGCCACCGAGGCUGACCCGGGAAGCUUAGGGUCUGGGGGCGACCUCAGCCGUGACCCUGGGGGCGCUCAACCGGCUACAUUCGCACCCGAUCGACAAGAGCCUGUUCAUCUGGACGAGCAGUUUCUUGCUGAUUUUGAGUGGGCCUUGGGGGAUGAUGCGUUACUUUCCAUGGAGCCGCUCUCGAUGAACUGGUCGACGAAUUUGCUGUGA